Fonsecaea pedrosoi CBS 271.37 is the source of this 900-nucleotide messenger RNA. RefSeq lists its product as uncharacterized. The transcript has 2 exons. The coding region runs from base 1 to 900 and encodes 299 amino acids. The record is from RefSeq and is a predicted model, not a curated record. Gene Ontology annotation, molecular function: protein binding. Lineage: Eukaryota; Fungi; Ascomycota; Eurotiomycetes; Chaetothyriales; Herpotrichiellaceae.
AUGGAUAUUGCCUACGAAAGCUUUGUCGAUUCGGAACCUUUUAAAUUCCUCGUCGGUCCAACUGCAAAACCUUUCUACAUGCAUGGCGGACUUGCUACAAAGCUGUCUGACCCCAUGGCCGCCCUGCUUGGAGGAGGCAUGGUGGAAGCAAAGAAUCGAUAUGCAGUGCUCAAGGAUGCGGAUGAAGACACUUUUGUUCGCGUCAUCCAAUUUGCCUAUACGGGCGACUAUGCUGUCGCCGAGCCAAAGUCAGAUAGCGUUCCCUCCACAGCAGACAAUGACGAUGAUAUCCCUCCAGAAGCACCUGAAGAAACAGUCUCCUAUGAGGACUAUUCAGCCGCAGAGCCUGCUCAAAGUUGGGACUUCCCGAGCGGGGGUUUCUCCCGCAAGAAGAAAGGCAGAAAGAAUAACGCCUUCUUCGCAGAAGCCUUCGAAGACCCAGGUUCUCUGAAUGAGAGGUCAAAGGGUAAACAGGCGUGGGACUCUUUCAAGACCAAAGCACACUUAAAGGAAACUAUGUGCUGGGACCCGGAAGUCAAUGAAGACCAACAUCAGAAUUACACAUCUGUCUUUCUGUGCCACGCCAAAUUGUACACCUUUGCCGACCAGUAUCUCAUUGAGCCGCUUCGGGAACUUGUCCUACAGAAGCUCCGACUCACCUUGUCAAGAUUCAAGCUGCAUCAACAGCGGGUCGGCGACGUUGUCGAGUUAUUGAAGUACACCUAUGCCAACACUCCGUGUCGUGACCCGAAGAUUGACCAAUUGCGCGAUCUGAUCUCUGACUAUCUGGUCUGCCACAUUGAGAAGAUUGUACACCACGAGGAAUUCUUCAAGUUGCUUGAUAAUGGUGACGUGGCAAAGGACUUCCUUCCCAAGCUGGUGGCACUACGGUUGGACUGA